This is a messenger RNA of Ornithorhynchus anatinus (platypus), 2613 nucleotides long. RefSeq lists its product as uncharacterized. The record is from RefSeq and is a predicted model, not a curated record. Gene Ontology annotation, biological process: positive regulation of cyclin-dependent protein serine/threonine kinase activity. Gene Ontology annotation, molecular function: protein kinase binding. Bases 636 to 1760 code for a protein of 374 amino acids. Lineage: Eukaryota; Metazoa; Chordata; Mammalia; Monotremata; Ornithorhynchidae. The transcript has 7 exons.
GCCGAGGUUAACCUAUUCAAGGCCGCCCACCGUUAAUCGGUGAGAGCCACUGGGGGGAGGGGGUCCCGACCCCUGACCCCCGACCCCAGCCUGGGAGGGCCGUUCCCAGCCCGGCCUCGCGGUGCCCCGGGUCUUGCCCACGUGCUGCUUCGAAGCCCUGACCUCUGAACUCUGACCCUGACCCCGGCUGGGGGGAGUGUGCUUCCUCCCGGGCCCGCAGAGGGUCGGGUGUGCGGGCCUGGGGCCUGUGUUGGCCACGGCCCGGUGGGCCCCAAGAGAUCCUCGGAGGGACCCCCAUCGCCCCCCAACGCCCCGACCCUCCCCCAGGACCGGACCCCAGGCCCGCCCAACCCAGGGGGCACGGGAAAGACCUGGGGGAUGAGCCCCCAAACCUCCAGGCCCAGGGGAGGCCCAGAGGGUGCCCAGGGGUGACCCAGGGGUGUCCAGGGGGGAGCGGGCAGGACGUGCCCAGGGAGCCCCCAGGGUCGGGCUCAGGGUGGUCCCCGCGGGCCCGGCCCUGCCCGACCAGCCGGGUGUGAGCAGGCAGAGGACACGAAGCCCGGGAGCCCCGAGCCCGGAGGGGAACCAGCCCCCGGGACCCGGGGACCCCGACCUCCCCACCUGGACCCUCCUACAUGGGAGGGGCCCUGAGGAAGAUAGGGUGGUGGGCCCGGGGCCGGAGUAGGAGUCCGGUUGUGGCGGCAGUGGCCCCGGCUGGUCGCGGACGGAGGAAGCGUCCCUGGUGGGCCGUGGACCGGCUGGGAGACACGAGGAUCCGGCUGAAGCGCCGCAGGCCGCCCCCCGCCACCGCCAUUCAGCCCGAGGACCUGGACGCUUUCUAUCGGCUCUUGGGUGACCCCAUCGUGCAGCAGUGUCUCAACCUGGACCAUGAAUUCCGGGUGUCCGACAAGUUCUUGCUGUCUAUGGUGGUGGCCUACUUCAGCCGCGUUGGGCUCCCCGCGGACUCCUACACCCGGAUACACUUCUUCCUGGCCCUUUUCAUCGCCUGCGACAUGGAGGAGGAUGAUCUGGAGUCCAAGUGGGAGAUCCUCCACGUGCUUUUUGGCAAAAUGGCCGCCGAGGGCCUCGACCGGGACUUCCUGCAGCUGAGGUGCGAGUUCCUGGCGGCCAUGGACUGGAGGGCCUGGGUCUUCCCGGAGGAGUGCGAGCAGAUCCAGGCCCAGGACCCCUCUCACUGGGCUUGGGCCCGAGACCGGACUCUCCUCCAGGAAGCCCGUGGGAUUGGUGAGCGGAAGGGAGUCAGAAGGAAGGGCUCCAGACAUCAAGGAACCCAGCCUCCAACCCGCGUAGCCACACCCAGGCCCCAGACCGGACCAAGGACCGCCCAGGAGAAGACUGGCUGGGACCCUCCUCCCUCUCCCAUGGGCCACAGGGGCCCCAGGGGGCCAGGCAGGGUCACCGCGAGCCCUCCCCAACCCAGGAGGCUGCGGCGGCCACCACAGCGGACCUCAAGUCACCUCUCCCCGAGCGGCAUCCGACAUAACGGCGGCAUCCGACAGAGCAGCGACGUCCAUCAGAGCGGAGGCGGCGUCCAUCCAAGCAGGGCCGUCCCCCGUAGGCUCCGGCCCGGUCCAUCCACCAAGGGGAAGGCAGAAACGGGAGUGCCCCCGGCUGGGCCAGGGUCCGGUCCCGAGAAGGAGGUGGCCCGGCGGCACAGACGGUCAUUUGGGAGAGAGGCCGGUGUGGGGUCCCCGAUUCCUAGAAGGGGGUCUCGGGGCUUGAAGCGAGAGACCCUCUGAAAAAUUGAAAACUGAGCCAGGGGCCCCGAGUCAGGGAUCAGCAGACUGGGGUUCGGGCAGGGGGCGGCGGUGGGACACCCCACGUGAUCCAUUGUCCCUCACGAGUAAAUCCAGGGGAGGUCAAAGGGCUGCAGACCGAUCCCAAUCUCUCCUAGCCAUCUUUCCCCAGUUUUCACUUCAAGCAUCGAUUCCACAGACCUUAUCCGGUAGUCUCUGAGAGGAGCCCACUGGCGGUGAAAUUAAUCCACCAGUCUGUGUGUGGAUGCAAAAAGCCAAUCCAUGUCUCUCUCCUUCCUUAUUGUGGAGCCACCCUGACCCAAUCAGGACAGGCACCCUGAAAGCGAAACCAAAAGACACCCACACCAUUCCCACAGCCUGAAGAUUCCCUCCUAGAAUGAAUCCCACCUCUUCCAUCUGUCCCGGAUUGUUUCCCAACACUCCAAGUAGCUCCGCCUGACCGCACCCCUCUCCCCUCCGCACUUAGUUCGAUAUUCAGCCUUCAUUUGUAAAUGGGAUUGCUAUUCACUUAUUUAUUCCAAUUACCCUAUUUGUAAAUAUUUUUAAGUCACCAAUUUCAGUGAAGAGCUCACUGGGGGCUCUUUCCCACCCCCUUUUAUUUUCCCAAAUCCUUAGAAUGGUGCCUUGCCCGCAGGUGUUCUUAAAUGCAGUUACCACCAUAUAGGAGUCCUGGGACCACACGCCAUUCCAGCUAGGGCAGUUUGCGCAGCUGGGUAUGGGGUUCAGAAUGGUCCAGAUGGACCCUACUGGGAGUAGCAAUGAGCUUCAGCUGCUCUGAGGCCUGGCCUGGGGUGCCCACCUUGGUAAACAUUAAAGAGCAAAAUCUAUCUGUGGG